AUGGAGCUCUGCAGCGAGGCGGCCCUCCGGAGCCUGGGAAUGCAGGGCGAAAACGGCAGCUGCCUGGAGCUCGACCAGAUGGCCAUGUGGACCAGCGAGGAGUGCGCCGUGGGCCAGGCCGUGGUGGCCCCGAGCGGCUCGGCCGCGGCCUCCCUCGCAGAGGCGGCGCGGUGGGGCCCCUCCGCGGGCGGCGGCUUCGUCGAGGCGGCGGCGGCGGCCGAGGGCACCUCGUGGAUGAACCCCGCGAUCUCGGUCGGCUUCGCCAUGCUCGUGCUGGCCACCUUCGGCGUGGGCGCGCAGUGCCUGCGCGCCCAGGGCCUGGCGCGGGGGGGCGGGGCGAGCGCGCCUCUGGCCGCGGCGGGGGGAGGAGAUGGCGUGAGCUCUGGGGCCACGCCUGCUGAGCCAGCGAGUGGUUGA
Prorocentrum cordatum is the source of this 417-nucleotide messenger RNA. NCBI's taxonomy places the organism in Eukaryota, Dinophyceae, Prorocentrales, Prorocentraceae. The record is from the annotation of a GenBank genome assembly.